Talaromyces stipitatus ATCC 10500 is the source of this 2592-nucleotide messenger RNA. Its product is annotated as HLH transcription factor (PalcA), putative. The record is from RefSeq and is a predicted model, not a curated record. NCBI's taxonomy places the organism in Eukaryota, Fungi, Ascomycota, Eurotiomycetes, Eurotiales, Trichocomaceae. The transcript is spliced from 3 exons. Gene Ontology annotation, molecular function: protein dimerization activity. The coding region runs from base 1 to 2157 and encodes 718 amino acids.
AUGGCAAUGGAUCACGAUACGGCCAUGACCUGGUCGGAACAGCUACCGGAGGAGACAUUGAUGGCCACUGGCAACGAGGAGGACUUUUCCAACUUUCUAGAGUUCGGGAUUGAUUUUGCCGACUUGGACAACCACAAUGCUGCGGCCGCUGUGCAGCACCAGCAGGCAAUGCAGCAUGCCAAUCAGCAAAUCGCAACUACUUUACCGGACGAUGUUCGUAUGGCUUCUUCCACGACUCAACCACCCUCAUACCCUUCCAUGAUGGGCGAACAUAUAGGAAUUGGCAUGGCGAACAAUCGUCCCGUGGAGGAUCCGUCUUUUCAUUAUUCGCAGGACCAGCAACAACAGCAAUAUCACCAGCAGCUUCCCGCACAACAUCAUCAGCAUCCAGAAAAGCUUGUCCAUCAACAAGGCCAGCAACUGACACAUCCGCAUCCACAUCCACCAAUGGCUUCUCAUCAAUAUCAGGAGGGGCAGCACAUAAUUCCGCCGACGCCCAACAGCGUUGAACUUCACGGUGGUGCGGCACGUUACAUGCAGCGUGUCGAUCAGAACAAUAAUGAUAUGUACGAGCGCUAUGGACAGAUGAAUGACGAGCAGGCCGCUGCUUUUUAUACCCCUCUUGUAUCACCAGCAAUGACGCCAUUGGAGAGCCAAUUCCGCUUACCAGAGUACACGAUACCCGGCGAAUACUUCACUCCUCUCACGUCACCUGCAUUAGAAGCCCAGAAUCACAGCUCCAGCAAUUAUCCUUUUCAAACAACGCAGCCGCAUCAGAAUGGAGGAUACGUUUCGGCCCCGCAUGAUCCAAGUGGACUCACAAUGACCUCUGCCCCUCCAUCGCCGGCAGUGUUUAAGAAACAGCGACAGGGACGUCGACCAUCCACUGCAACACGGGCCGGCGGUCGUGCUGCCAAAGCGUCGCCGUCAAUUCAAGCGAAAAGCUGGAAGAAACAAAGCAGGAAUCCUCAUCUGUUGUCGGACGAUGUUGUCAGUGCCAGCAAUCAUACCAACUUGCAGGAACAAAAUACCAACCGGUAUACCAACAGCGGACUCAGCGCACUCCGUUAUAGCAGCAAUGAGAGUUCCCAGGACUCUGUAUCACCUGAGCCUAUCUCCGAACCGCUUAUGCCACCACCCGCAUUACCUCACAAAUCGCCAGCAAUACUGCCGCAAUCCUCGGAUCCUGGUUCAAGUGCUCCUGCAACGCCGGCGACGUUGAUGAAAAUCACCAACCGACCCCAGCACUUGCAAGAUUCGUCCGGCCAAUUUUCAGGCCAGGCAAGUCUAAUACCGUCCAGUGAGCCUCAUGAUGAGCCAAUGGAAGAUAUGGUAUUACCAGAGGCAGCAGCUGACACUCGACGCCGACCAAGUCGUAUCAAUACUGCUAUCAUUACCAAAGAGCAACCCUCUAAUAAAUCUGCCACUAAUACUCCGUUGAUGGAGCCUCUAUCUCGCCAACCGUCUGGUUCGCUCACACCGGGACCACGUUCGAGUGUUAUGCCGUCACCUAGCGGGCCAGUGCCUAAGAAGUCCGAGCCAAAGGCAUCAACGACUCGUAAAAGACAGAGCAUCAGCUCCUCACACGCCAGCCCGGCUCUACGGCCGAGAAUAAGUCCUAGCAUACAGCCUCUAGUACGAGGAGAUGGCAUGACGAGUGAAUCAUCCGCCUUAUAUCUUGCAUCCAAGUCGAAUUAUCAGCACAUUCUAGACGGUACUGUACUUCCGGGCGUAUCAUAUCCAGAGACUCUAGCCGAGAAUCUCAGCAGCAAACGGACGAACCACAAACUUGCAGAACAAGGACGUCGAAAUCGUAUCAAUACCGCAUUGAAGGAAAUCGAAGCCCUCCUCCCUCCUGACUUUGCACAUGAACGAGCAAUGAAAGAGAGUAAAGAUGGGAAUGGUGCAGGCAAGAAUAGUGAUGGCAAGGAAGCCAAGGAAGCCAAGGAAAAGAGUACACCGCCGACAAUCAGCAAAGCAAGUACUGUCGAAAUGGCAAUUGAUUAUAUCAAAGCGCUCAAGAAGGAAUUAGAGGAGACCAAGGCACAGUUACAAGCGGCCGAGACCAAACUGGCUGGUGGUCAGACUGUGAAACCUGAUGACUCUGCUAAUACGACCGACAAUCCUACGAAAGCCGAAUCCUCUCCAACCAAUUGAUACCAUUUCUCUUCUUCAAUACGAUUUUCUCUCUUGGGAGGCUUUUUCUUUUCUUGACGAGCAAAUUGAUAUACCAUUCCCCGUCACCUUCUCAUCUCAACCGGAUGUCUCAUGAGACUUCACGGCUAUGUCUACUCUAUUCCGACUUCGUCAUCGACCCUUAUCCUUACCAGCGACAGAAAUUGUAUACGCGAAAAGAGGCGUUUUUCCAAGAGACACCCGGAUUGCGGUGUAUAAUGCGUUUUUGAAAUGAAUUUUCAUGAUUUAUUUUCGGUUUGAUUCUUAUCUGUCUUGGACGAAUUUUGUUGUCUCGGUGUAUACGAUGAUGAAUGAUUUAAAUGGGUGGCUCUUUGGCUUUUUAAUCGUCUGAUCGUUUCCUUUGCUUUUCGAUUCGAUAGUUGAUAGUUUAGGUAUAAUAUUUCUUGCUACUGAUUC